Molecule: messenger RNA, 2217 nt
Organism: Chrysoperla carnea
Lineage: Eukaryota; Metazoa; Arthropoda; Insecta; Neuroptera; Chrysopidae
Exons: 2
Coding region: 36-2096 (686 amino acids)
Source: RefSeq, a predicted model, not a curated record
UACAGUCGAGUGUUUUAUGAUAAAUCAUUUCAACAAUGAUUUCGUUUAUAUUUUCUAUCAUACUGAUUGCGAACGUUUUCGCUGAUCCAAAUAAUGCACAAACUACACCUCCGGCAAACAACGGCGAAAAUAGUCAACGUUCUUUAAACAGCUUCAUUCAACCGGGUAGCUAUGAAAGUAGUUCUAGUGGCACUAUCUAUGGCGGUGGAGGUUUUAGCAGCCUUGUUGGCGGAGGCAGCAGUUCAAGAUACACUAGUGGUGGUGGUAGCAUUGUAGGUGGUGGUGGCAUGGUAGGUGGGGGUAGUAUUGUAGGUGGUGCAAUAAGUGAUGGAUCAAGUGGCAGUUUAAGUAGUAUAAACCCCCAACGUAUAGCCAUAACUGGAAGUAGAACACGAAUAGUUGGUGGCAGUUCUGAUUUGUCAAGUGGUCUUGAAAGCUAUGUAGGCGGAAGAAUUGGUGGAAUGAUUAAUGAGCAACUUGGUGGAUUUCCUGGAUAUGUUAAUGGUAAUGUUAUGGUAUAUCCUGAUUAUACAGAAAGUAGAUCCAGUUAUUAUCCGGAUGGUAAUUUCGCUUUUGACUAUGGCCAGUUUUCCUGGCCACAGCCAGGGAAUGAUAAUAUCAAUAAUUAUCCUGGCAACAGCCCCACUUAUGACAAUAGAGAUGUUACUGGUUUUUGGAAAAUAAUUAAUGCAUACUUCGGCAACGGCGGAUCGAGUUAUGACAAUAGAGCCAUUUAUAAUUUAUGGAAGAGAAUUAACGAUUAUUUCGGUAGCGGUGGCUCUAAUUAUGACAAUACAGGAGUUUCUAAUUUAUGGAGAAUAAUUAAGAGUUAUCUCGGCACUGGCUCUAACUACGACAAUAGGGCAAUUACUACUUUAUGGAAAAUAAUUAAUGGUUAUCGUGGCAGCACCUCUAGUUAUCCUAAUGGGAUAGUACCAUCUAAUGGUUUGAACAUGAAUCCUGGAUACCCUUCCGUUGGGCAGCCCCCUAUUACAAAAAAAAUAGUGAUCCUUGUUCAAGGUGUACCUACAUUGGUGUCAGUUGGAGGCAGUGGUUCUUCGGGAGGUAGUGAUUAUUAUGUUAAUCCUGUCUACCCAAGCAUUGGAAAUCCUAGACCAAGUUUUCCUUCGGUUCCUAUUCCUGGUUUCCCUUACCCUUACCCUAUACCACGGGCUCCAAGGCCAAAUUUACCUUUGCAACCAACUCCUCAUGGCUCUAACUCACCUUGGAUCUAUCCUAACUUCGAAACUCCUUCCCUUUAUCCUAGUUAUCCAAAAUUUCCACCAAGUGCUUCUAAAGUUCCCAAUUUGUGGGAAAUUCUCAGAAAUAUUUUUAAAAUUGGUGGAACCAAUACUUACCCUUCGGUUGAAAGGAUCUCUACUUCAAAAAUAAUCAUUCGUAAAGGCCCAAAUUAUUGGGUUAUAACUAACAGCAGCCCUAGUAUUGUAAAUCAACUUCGUUUAUGGUUUAAACAAAAUUAUGGAAAAAGUCAAAUUAGUACUCCACUUUCCUCUUGGAUUGCAAAUACAAACAACGUUAUUCCCCAAGUUCCUAACCCAUGGGAAAUAACACUCGGCUCCGACAGAAACUCUGGAUUUGGUAUACCUGCACUAUCCAACUGGUAUAAAGGAACUUAUGGCAACCGCCAAGUUUACCCUGAAUUAUCAUUAUGGAACACAAACUCAGUUAAGAAACCUUCUGAUCUUUCUGGUUUGAUUUCUGGAAUUUCUGGUUUGAUUUCCAGCAACGGUGGCAACUUUAAUAAUGACCUAAGUUCGGGUAUUGGCGGCAGUUCUGGUUUUGUUGGCAACUCUGGUUAUGAUGGCAAUUCUGGUUUUGGCAGUAGUUUUGAUGUUGAUGGCAGUUCUAGUUUUAGCGGCAGUUCUAGUUAUGGCAGCAGUUCAGGUUAUGGCGACAGUUCUGCUUAUGGCCGUAUUUUCGGUUCAGGAGGCAGUUCUGGUUUUAGCGACAGUACAGGUUUUGAGAGUAGUUCUGGUUUUGGUAACGGAUUUGGUUUUGGAAGCGGUUCCGGUUUUGAUAGCAGUUCUUAUUAUCCAGAAUUCACUUAUCCAGACAGCAAUUCAUUCGGACAAUGAUUCCCUCGAGUGUAACAUACAGAAGCCUUUUGACAAGCAGUGAAUUGUUUCAUUUCCUUCGUCAUUUAGCCGUCGUGUAAUGAUAAACCUUAUUCUGGAUUGAAAGUUUAAUAAAAAGCAU